CAAUUUCGAGCAACCCGUCCGACUGUGUUUUGGUUGCAGGAUCAUCUUUGCUAAUUAGGUUGCGCUCGUUCAGCAAUGUCAAUUAGCAGCGUGACAAACAACCGCAGGGGCUAUUGAAGGAACCACGGACGCGGCGGCUGGAGCAAUACGGUGGCCCGCGUGCCUUGUCUGGGGGGCCGCAGCGACUGGGCUGUGUCGCCACAAGCGCUGUAGCGGCGCUCGGCGCCGGCGUGCCGUCGUUUGGCCGCUUGCUGUCGCGGUCGGCGGCCCCGACGAGGCACGAGGCGCGCACGGACUCCCCGCCGGCGGCCCGCCGGCGCCGGCGGCGGGCGGCGCUACGACCGACGCGCGCGCGCGAGCGCUCGCAGCGCGCGCGCGCGUCGGCGGCGCCGGCCGCGCGCCGCGCGCCGAGAGAGCACGCCCGCGGCGCGCGCCGCGCGCCCGCGAGAGCGACCACGGACGCGUCGCGGACGCGCGCGCCCCCCGCAGAUGGCCCGCAUCGUUCUGGCCCUCGCCGCCGGCGCGGCCGCGCUGGCGCCGGGCUCGAAGCCCGCGGCGCAGACGCGGAGGGAGCUUGGCCAGGGCCUCGUGGCCGCCGUCGGCGCGCUCGGCGCGCAGGCGGCCGUCGCGUCGGCCGGCGACUCGCCCAAGUUCUCCUUCUUCGGCUUCUUCGGCAACGGCGGCACGAUGUCCGAGGGCGCGAUGUACGGCACGGACCAGACCACGCCGACGUACUCGCCCUACUCGGUGUACGGCAAGCUCGGCGACGAGAAGGCGGUGUACAAGAAGUACAACGCCAAGGAGAUCGACUUCAAGAAGAAGAUGCUCGCCGAGUCCGAGCGCCGCGUCAAGGGCGUCGACGCGGCCAUCGGCAAGAAGAACUGGGAGAGCGUGCGCCGCGACCUCGACGGCCAGGUCUACAACAUGCGCAACACGAUGAACUACCUCGCGGCGGGGCCCUCGGCCCAGCCCGGCGCCAAGGCGGCGGCGAAGCAGUUCUACCAGGACAUGGAGGCCGUCAACCUCCUCUGCAAGCGCAAGAAGCAGGCCGCCGCGCAGGACGCCUACGGCGCCAUGAUGUCCUCGCUCGACUCGUUCAACAAGCUCAUCUAGGUGGGCGGCGGAUGACGCGCGUGUAAUACUAGAUGCAGUUA
This is a messenger RNA of Pelagomonas calceolata, 1154 nucleotides long. NCBI's taxonomy places the organism in Eukaryota, Pelagophyceae, Pelagomonadales, Pelagomonadaceae. The record is from the annotation of a GenBank genome assembly.